Molecule: messenger RNA, 2828 nt
Organism: Raphanus sativus (radish)
Lineage: Eukaryota; Viridiplantae; Streptophyta; Magnoliopsida; Brassicales; Brassicaceae
Product: malonate--CoA ligase
Exons: 14
Coding region: 1170-2726 (518 amino acids)
Biological process (GO): fatty acid metabolic process
Molecular function (GO): medium-chain fatty acid-CoA ligase activity
Source: RefSeq, a predicted model, not a curated record
UCCUAUACCGUCUUUAGUGUAGCUAGCUCUCAGGGAUCUCCUUGGAACUCAUAACUUUCACCACCAUUUAACACCGACGCAAUAGAAGAAGAGAUUAGAGUCAUACCAAGUGAAAAUCGCUCCAAUCCCUCUGCACCUUCUAGCACGCCAAGCCAUUCGGAACAUGGAGCCGAAAGGGCUCACAAGACCAAGCGGAUAACUACAAACUGGGCACGAGACAGCCACAACCAAACGAAGCCGAAGAACACUCUAAGACCUGCAAAAGCAAAGGGUAACGACACCACCGCGAACACAAAUAUGCCCACGGCGUCGGGAAAUGUCACAACCACCGAUCAAGCCACCGAGGGAGGAGAUACUCUGCUGACAAAACAGAGACACACAAACCACUCGUCGAUCGUCUCAUCCGAGAACCGGACAAAGAUAGCCUAAGCCGUCAGAAGCUAAUCUUGUGGCAAGGAGAAGCUUUGAAAAAAAACACACACAAGAGUGAAACAAUCGGGAGCAAGUCGACACAACUCUCCAAUUGACGGCAACCAAAGGACGGGAAGAAGAACAGAGAUUGAAAGGAGGACCACAACAUCGCCUUGAAGACGCCAUAGACGACGUAUCCAACACCGCUCCGGAACAGCACCUCACGGAAGAACACCCCGAGUCCUGACACACGCCAGCUACUAGAGGCUACUAACGCCUUUGAGAAAAGGGACUCCAAAGCUCUCAAGAAGAAGAGGUCAGAGCCGACUCUGAACUAGACGCCUAGGAGAGAGCACAGCUCCGCCUCCACACUCCCCUUACCAGCAGGGAACCACCGGCAAGCCCAUCCAAUCUGCCUCCACACGCAGCUGUCUCCACAAGGGGCUAAAAGUACCCCUCACAAAACCCUAAAAAAUCCGACUUCACCAAACGCGAGCUCACAGACCCCGUGUCGAGGCUCCACCACCCAACAAGCUGCACCAACGCCGGAGCUUCCCUGCAGUAAAGACGGCACCGACGAGCCUCCAGGAGCAGAAACAUCGGACAAGACGAGGAGAGGGAAAGAUACGAAGGUGAAGCAAAGAGAAAACAGAGAUGAGGAAGAGAAGGAACCUCCGCCGUCGAGCGCUAACGUACCGGACACAAUCCGGCCACUCAACGACGGAGCAAAACGAAAUUGAAAGUUUUGGUUUUUAGAGAUGGAAGAGAGAGAUGAGAGAGAAAGUAGAUCUGGAAUCUAUUGGAUAAUUAGUCAACUGAAAGGAGGUGAAAGUGGGAAGUAUGAAGGAUUUGGUAGUCUUCAAGGAGCUAGAGUUGGAAUUGUGGCGAAACCAUCAGCUGAGUUUGUUGCAGGAGUCCUUGGGACUUGGUUUAGUGGUGGCGUGGCAGUUCCACUUGCACUCAGCUAUCCUGAGGCUGAGCUCUUAUAUGUCAUGAAUAACUCGGAUAUAUCUGUGUUACUGAGCACGGAGGACCACAGCGAAACUAUGAAAACGAUAGCAGCAAAGAGCGACGCUAGAUUUCAUCUGAUUCCUCCUGUUGUUAACUCAGCUUCGGAGACUGUUACACGCAAUCAGUUUCAAGAUGACAGUUUUGAAGGAGACGGAGAGCUUCUAGUCUGUGCAGAUGAUCCAGCAUUGAUCGUCUACACCAGUGGUACAACUGGUAAACCAAAAGGAGUUGUCCAUACUCACAAAAGCAUCAACUCUCAGGUUAGAAUGCUAACUGAAGCUUGGGAGUACACAUCUGCUGAUCACUUUCUCCACUGCCUCCCAUUACAUCAUGUUCAUGGUCUUUUCAAUGCUUUGUUUGCUCCUCUUUACGCUCGGUCUUCGGUUGAGUUUUUGCCCAAAUUCAGUGUUAGUGGAAUCUGGCGCAGAUGGCGUGAAUCAUAUCCGUUGAAUGAUGAGAAAACAGACGACGCCAUAACUGUAUUUACUGGAGUUCCAACCAUGUAUUCUCGGUUGAUACAAGGAUAUGAAACAAUGGAUCAAGAAACGAAAGAGUCGAGCGCUUUUGCUGUGCAGAAGCUUCGCUUAAUGAUGUCUGGCUCAUCUGCUCUUCCUAGACCGGUCAUGAAUCAGUGGGAAAGUAUCACAGGUCAUCGUCUUCUGGAACGUUACGGCAUGACUGAGUUUGUAAUGGCUAUAUCAAACCCCUUGCGAGGUGCAAGGAAGGCAGGUACUGUCGGGAAACCACUUCCCGGUGUUGAGGCUAAGAUUGAACAAGAUGAAAACGAUACGGAUGGAGUAGGCGAGAUCUGUAUAAAGAGCCCAUCUCUGUUCAAAGAGUACUGGAAUUUGCCACAAGUGACUAAAGAAUCGUUCACGGAAGAUGGAUACUUCAAGACCGGCGAUGCUGGUCGAGUAGAUGAGGAUGGACAUUACGUGAUUCUAGGACGUACCAGCGCUGAUAUUAUGAAGGUUGGAGGGUACAAGUUGUCUGCCUUGGAAAUAGAAUCAACCUUACUCGAGCACCCUACGGUUGCAGAAUGUUGCGUGCUGGGGUUGCCAGAUAAAGAUUAUGGGGAAGCGGUUACAGCGAUUAUCGUAGCGGAGUGUGGAGCAAAGAGGAAAAGAGAAGAAGAGUCAAAACCUGUGUUGACCUUAGAAGAACUCUGCGGUUGGGCUAAAGACAAGCUUGCUCCUUACAAGUUACCGACACGUUUGCUGAUAUGGGAGAGCUUGCCUCGAAACGCCAUGGGAAAGGUGAACAAGAAAGAGCUAAAGAAAUCUCUGGAUCAUCAUCAGGAGUAGAUUAUUCUCAGACAAACCAUGUAUCUCUCUCUAAAUGCUUCUUGUUCUUUGAAUUGUAAUACGCACCUGUAUAAAUAAAUAAAAUUUAUAUUUUCUAUAUUA